UUUGACAAUAAAGUCUCAUGGCUGUAUCUUUUUUUGAUUCACCAGCGUGAUGCUCCAACUCGUUGUUGUGUGGAGAUGAAAAUUUCAACUAGACUCUUCGCCUGCCUUAUGCUCAAUCUUGGUCUUACAAUCUUAGUUCAUGGACAGCAACAAACAGGUUUCGUAAGCAUUGAUUGUGGAGGUCCAGUGAAUUUUGAAUAUACGGAUGAUAGCACUAAGAUUAAGUACAACACAGAUGGAGCUUACAUUAACAGUGGGAUUAACAGAAACAUUUCUUCUGAAUAUGCAUACCCAAAAAAUCCGAAUCUGCCAUUACCACUUUCAGAUCUCAGAAGUUUUCCUGAGGGUAAGAGGAAUUGUUACAACAUAAAAACUCCGAUAAGAAAAAGUUUACAUUUGAUUAGGGCUUCUUUCUUGUAUGGGAACUACGAUGGAGAAGACAAGCUUCCAGAAUUUGAUCUCUAUGUUGAUGUCAAUUUCUGGUCCUCAGUAACAUUCCGAAAUGCUUCGGAGCAACUCGUGAUGGAAAUCAUCAGCAUGAAAAUAUCAGAGGAGAUCAAUGUUUGUCUUGUAAACAAAGGAUUGGGAACUCCUUUCAUCUCAGCAUUGGAACUUAGGCCAAUCAUCACUAGCUCUGUAUAUACUACUGAGUUUGGGUCAGCUGCUUCACUUUUACUCUUCAAAAGAUGGGACAUUGCACCUCUCAAUGGAACUGGUAGAUAUGAAGAUGAUGCUUUUGAUAGAAUUUGGUCUCCUUCCAGUUCAUCUUCCUGGGAGACUUUGGAAACUUCUUCAGCCAUCAACGUCAAUAACAGUGGCUAUAGACCUCCAUUUGAAGUCAUUAGAACCGCUGCUAGACCUAAGAAUGAGAGUGAUACUUUGGAAUUCUCCUGGGCACCGAACGAUCCAAGCUCUAAGUUUUAUGUGUAUUUGUACUUUGCUGAAGUUGAGAAACUUCAGAAAAAGCAACUGAGGAAAUUCAAUAUAUCCUGGAAUGGAUCUCCAUUAUUUGGACCCUUAGUCCCUAGCUACUUACUCACAACCACUGUAUCGAAUUCGAAAUCUUUGGUGGGAAAUAAGCAUCAAAUUUCAAUAUCUAGAACAGGAGACUCAACUUUACCCCCCAUCCUCAAUGCAGUUGAGAUUUAUGUGGUGACACAACUAGAUACAAUCCCAACAUUUGAGCAAGAUGUUGAUGCUAUCACGAAUAUCAAAGGAGCAUAUGAAGUUCAAAGAAAUUGGGUUGGUGAUCCUUGUGAGCCUAAGGAGUACAAUUGGGAUGGCUUGGAAUGUAACUACAGUAACUCGCUUCCUCCACGAAUCAUAUCGCUGAAUUUGAGCUCAAGCAGUUUAAGUGGGGUAAUAGCUUCUGCAUUUUCCAAUCUCUUAUCACUCGAAUCAUUGGAUUUAUCAAACAAUAGCUUAACUGGAUCAGUGCCUCAGUUUCUUGAAGACUUCAAAUCCCUUAAAGUUCUGAACUUGAAAGACAAUCAUCUGUCAGGCUCUGUCCCUGCUAAUCUUCUAGAAAGAUCAAGAGCUGGAUUGCUUGCACUGAGUGUGGAUGACCAAAAUAUUUGUGGCUCAAGUACCUGCAAAAAAAAGAAUAUUGCUGUUCCCAUAGCCGUUUCUAUAUCAUCAGUUCUAGUUCUUUUGAUUGCAUUUGCUCUUAUCUGGAAACUUCGGAGGAAAAAACCAUCAGGUAAUUCCAAAUUUGAUGCAGUCAAAAGCCCGCUUUCACUUAAUCUCAUGAUAUUAUUACAUGAACCAUACUCAGAUAAGGAAAUACAGAAGACCAACAAAGGAGGAACUAUAGCUUCAAAACAGUGGCAAUAUAGCUACGCGGAGGUUCUGGAAAUCACCAACAACUUUGAAAUGGCAAUUGGAAAAGGAGGAUUCGGAAUAGUGUACCGUGGUGAGUUGAAGGAUGGAAACCAAGUUGCAGUGAAAAUGCUUUCUCCAUCAUCAUCUCAGGGACCAAAGGAAUUUCAAACUGAGGCUGAGCUGUUGAUGACAGUUCAUCACAGAAAUUUGGUAUCCUUCAUUGGUUAUUGUGAUGAUGAUAACAAGAUGGCACUCAUGUAUGAGUACAUGGCCAAUGGCAACUUGAAAAAUUAUCUCUCAGAUAAAAACUCAAAUAUCGUGUCUUGGCAAAGAAGACUUGAGAUAGCAAUUGAUGCAGCGCAAGGAUUGGAAUAUCUGCACCAUGGAUGCAAGCCACCUAUAGUACACAGAGAUGUGAAGACAGCCAACAUUCUAUUGAAUGAAAACUUGGAAGCUAAGAUAGCUGAUUUUGGCCUCUCCACGGUUUAUAAGAAUGAUAACAUUAAUGCGGAGUCUGAAGUCAUGGGCACCACAGGCUACCUUGACCCAGAGUACUACAAAUUACGGAAGUUGAAUGAGAAAAGUGAUAUUUUUAGCUUUGGAGUAGUUAUAAUAGAGCUCAUAACAGGUCAACCAGCAGUGAUUAGAGGUGAAGAAUCGAUUCACAUACUUGCGUGGGUAACAUAUGAGCUUGAAAGUGGGGAUUUUAGCAGAAUUGUGGAUCCAAGACUCGAAGGCAAAUUUUGUACAGGUUCUGUGGAAAGAGCUUUAGGAGUAGCAAUGGCAUGUAGUGCAACACCUUCCAUUCACAGACCUACCAUGAAUUUUGUGGUGCAGGAGCUGAAACAGUGUUUGGAAAUGGAGAUUCCUUCUAUCAGUGACAAAUUUAAGAUGGUGCCAAGGCGGGUUUAUAGUGAGUUAUAUAGUUCGUCUGAGCCAUAUUCCUUGGAUACUGAUUCCAUCACUUCUCCUUUUGCUAGGUAGUUGUAUAGUUGAAGACUUUCGUUGACAAUAUAAUUCAAUAAAUACGUGUAUAUUGUAUAUUAAAAUUAAAGGGCAAUUUUACCUAUACACUGUAGGUCCAAGAACA
This is a messenger RNA of Prosopis cineraria, 2911 nucleotides long. Its product is annotated as probable LRR receptor-like serine/threonine-protein kinase At4g29180. NCBI's taxonomy places the organism in Eukaryota, Viridiplantae, Streptophyta, Magnoliopsida, Fabales, Fabaceae. Gene Ontology annotation, molecular function: protein binding; ATP binding; protein kinase activity. The transcript is spliced from 11 exons. The record is from RefSeq and is a predicted model, not a curated record. The coding region runs from base 76 to 2805 and encodes 909 amino acids. Gene Ontology annotation, biological process: protein phosphorylation.